AUGAUCUCAGACAACGAUCUCUACAGACUCGCCAUUUUCUUCGGCACUACAGCAAUGAUUCUCAUUGUUCUCUACCAUUUCCUCGAAGUCAACGCUGCGAAAGAUCCGAUUGAAGCCGGCAAGGAGGGAGCUUUGCAGCAAAGACUGCUCGGCGUUACGGAGAACUCUUUGGACGAACGAUUCCGCCUAUUCGGAAAGCAGAGCGUGGGUUCGAUACAACUAGACUAG
Messenger RNA from Fusarium musae, 228 nucleotides. RefSeq lists its product as uncharacterized. The transcript has 2 exons. NCBI's taxonomy places the organism in Eukaryota, Fungi, Ascomycota, Sordariomycetes, Hypocreales, Nectriaceae. The record is from RefSeq and is a predicted model, not a curated record. Bases 1 to 228 code for a protein of 75 amino acids. Gene Ontology annotation, cellular component: oligosaccharyltransferase complex.